Diplodia corticola is the source of this 1656-nucleotide messenger RNA. RefSeq names its product phosphotransferase-like. The transcript is spliced from 2 exons. Gene Ontology annotation, molecular function: tRNA 2'-phosphotransferase activity. Bases 1 to 1656 code for a protein of 551 amino acids. The record is from RefSeq and is a predicted model, not a curated record. NCBI's taxonomy places the organism in Eukaryota, Fungi, Ascomycota, Dothideomycetes, Botryosphaeriales, Botryosphaeriaceae. Gene Ontology annotation, biological process: box C/D snoRNP assembly; tRNA splicing, via endonucleolytic cleavage and ligation.
AUGUCGUCCCCCCGCGGGGGUAGCAGCAGAGGAGGAAGAGGAAGAGGAAGAGGCGGAGGCGGUGCGCUGCCGCGCGAGGUGCAGGUGUCGAAGAAGAUGAGCCGGAUCCUGCGCCACUCGGCCGAGGCCGAAGGCUUGACGCUGGGCGAGGGCGGGUACGUGUCGGUGCGGGCGCUGCUCCAGACAAACACGAUGAAGUCGCUGCACGUCAGCUUCGCCGAGCUCCGCGCCAUCGUCGCCGCCAACGACAAGCAACGCUUCUCCCUCAUCCCCGUCUCCGAGACGACGCCCGACUCCGCCGACUCCGACGACUCCGACCCCGCCCGCUUCCUCAUCCGCGCCAACCAGGGCCACAGCAUGGCGUCCGUCGCGAGCGAAGGCCUCCUCGCGCCGCUGACUGCCGAAACCGACGACGACUUCCCCGCAAUGUGCGUCCACGGGACCACGGCCGCGGCUUGGCCGGCCAUCCUCGCUGCGGGCGGACUCAAGCCGAUGGGGAGGAACCACGUGCAUCUGGCGCCGGGGCUGCCGAGGGGGUUUGCCAGGAUUGAGGACGCGGCGGCUGAGGCUGAGGCUGAGGGCGAGGCUCCGGCUGCGGCGGCUCAGGGCGAGGGCGAGGGCGAGGUAAAGGAUGUCGUCCAGCCACCGCCCGUCAUCUCUGGCAUGCGCAACUCGUCUCGCGUGCUCGUGUAUGUCGAUCUAAGGAAGGCGCUGGCUGCGGGCGUGCCGUUUUGGCGCAGUGCGAAUGGGGUCAUCUUGACGGAAGGGGAUGUAGAGAAGGGAGGGGUGUUGGGCGUGGAGUUUUUCGAGAGGGUCGAGGAUAGGAAGUUGGGACGGGUGUUGAAUUGCGGCCACCCCGGUCGAAAAUGUUCGCCGACCGCCAGCCACACGCCAGAGAAGAUCAUCUCCACCACCGAGUACCUCUAUAACCCAGAAAUCAUGGCCAGCAAGCCAGAGCUGUGUGGAGACUUCUCUGCCGACGCAGCGCCCCAAACGGCCGCCACUCUUCCACGCCGAACCCACCGCAAGUCGAGUCCGUCGCUAUCGAGCGGCGAAAGCGCCGCCGCCGUCAAGCCCGCCGCUGCAGCGACCGCGACUGCGACUACCCCCGCGCACGGCGAUCACUCUAUGGGUGAGGCAAGCGAUGCCGAGUCGGAUUCGAGCGUCGUCAGCACAUCUUCCGAGGAGCCCAGCUCCGAGUCAGACGAAGAAGACACGCCUAUGGAUACGGAAGAGAUUACAUCGCUACCUCUACCGCCCGAUGCCGAGGCUCGCCGUAGAAUCUACCAGCGACAAGCUCCCCCAUCGUCAGCACUUGGCGAGCGUCUGAAGGCAUUCCUGCCGCAAUUGGCUGCUGCAAACGACGAGCUUGAGAGAGAUCGCGCUGCAGGAAAGCUAGCAGCAAUGUCCCUGGAAAAUGUGGGAGAAGGCGAUGAGAGCUAUAUCGAACUAAAUCUGGGCCUCGGUGUACUAAAGGAUAGAGAUCCGAACAAGAUGGAUAGCGACAGUGAAAGUAAUGAAGACGCCGACGCCGACGACGAGAUGGAUACUGGUGAAGACAGCCAGGAGUCGAGGGAGGAGGACGUCCUUGCCAAGCUCAUGGGGAAAAAGAAGACGAAAGCUGGAGCUGGCAUACAGGAAGUGUCGGGCCAGUGA